This is a messenger RNA of Saprolegnia diclina VS20, 1072 nucleotides long. RefSeq lists its product as hypothetical. The transcript has a single exon. NCBI's taxonomy places the organism in Eukaryota, Oomycota, Saprolegniomycetes, Saprolegniales, Saprolegniaceae. The record is from RefSeq and is a predicted model, not a curated record. Bases 82 to 954 code for a protein of 290 amino acids.
UCUACAUCCAUGUAUGGGGAAUAAAAUAUUUCGAAUUAAUGCGACCGUGACCAAAGUUGCAUCCAUUUCAACUUUGUCACGAUGCGACGAACGGCCAUCGCCUGCCUCUUCAGCCUGGCAGCGCUCACGGACGCAGCCGCAUUGCCGCCGAUCCUGCCGCAAGCCCUCGGCGGCGCUAUCGACGCCUUCAAGCCCGUCGUCGCAGCGUACGCAGCGAGCGCGCUCCCGGCGGCUAUUGGCAACUGCUCGGCUGGCGCGCCCAAGCCGUGCGAGAACAUUGGCGACUUGUACGCAACAACGACGAGCCUCUACAACUUGCGCGCGCGCUGGCUCGGCGGUCUCAACACGCUUAGCCUCGACGCGCUCAGCGUGACGUCGGACGUCAACGGCAGCAUCACGGCCGCCGCGACCGUGACGUUUGCAUCGUUGCCAAUGAGCCUCCAAGUGGACGCAUGUCUGCCUGGCGUCGGUUGCAACCCACUGCUUGACAACACGGACACGUGCUGCGGCGGCCCCAAGACGAUUCAAGUGACCGCGGUCGCCACGUGCAACGAGACGUUUCCGUUUCUGCGCAACGUGACGCUGACGCGCGUCCAGAUUGCGCCGGCGCUCGAGAUCAAGUACAAUGUGAGCGGCAAGUCCGUGACGCUCUUUGAUGCGACGUCGCUUGUGCAGACGCAGAUCGCGACGCAAGGCUCGGCGUUUCUCCAGGCCCAAGCCAUGGGCCCGAUCAACGACAAGAUCAAGUCGUUCUUUGGCAGCACCAUCUUUUGCACGCAAGAGUCGCAGCUGGCGUGGCUCGCAAAGAACCCGAUCUCGAGCGGCAGCGGUGCAACGACCGCGCCGAAAACCACCAAGCCGUCGUCCAGUUCCGCGGCAAGUGCCCUGCGCUCGCCACUCGCUCUGCUCACAAGCCUUGCUGCUGUCGUCGUCGUACAGCUUAGUCCAGUGUAAAGUACUUCACUCGUAGUGCAAAUCGCUUAUACGUUAUUGUGGGAUUCAGUGAAUACCAAGAGCAACGAAAGGUAGUCGAUAAGCUCGAAAGGUAUGAAAACACAAGAUUCUAUUGGAG